AUGACUAAUCAUGUUAUUUUCGUAACCAAAAAAAAGAAAAAGAAAAGAAAAAUCGACGACUUUCAAGAAGAAGAAGAAAAGAAGAAAGGAAGAAAGGAAGAAGAAGAAGGAGAAGAAAAGCCACAGGAUGGGAUGGGAUCUGCGUUGAUAGUACGCUUUAGCACGCCUGUACGGAGUGCACUCGAAGACUCGACCGUCGACAACAACAUUUGCUGCGGUGGCUAUUUAUAA
Messenger RNA from Trichophyton benhamiae CBS 112371, 231 nucleotides. RefSeq lists its product as uncharacterized. NCBI's taxonomy places the organism in Eukaryota, Fungi, Ascomycota, Eurotiomycetes, Onygenales, Arthrodermataceae. The record is from RefSeq and is a predicted model, not a curated record. The transcript has a single exon. Bases 1 to 231 code for a protein of 76 amino acids.